GAGAGAGAGAGAGAGAGAAGGUGAGAAAAAAAGGGAGAGAGAGAGAAGAAGGAGGAGGAAAAGAUUUUUAAAGAAGAACAGAGUGAAGGAAGACAGAAGGCCAUUAUGGGAGUGAAGGGCAGGGCGGCCUUCGCCAUCGUCUUCAUCAUCGUCUUCCUCUGCUCUUUGUGGCUCUAUGGUGGUUUGGAGCCCUGGGGCUACUGCCUGAAGGUUUACAUUCAGGAUGAACAGUCCCUCAGUCUGUAUGGGAACAAUGUCUCAGAAGAUGACAUGGUUCAGCUGGGCUUUUGUCCAGGGCAGCGAUUCCAGGUUGGUGUUUUGCUGAUGCACCUGCAGGCCGCACCUCUCUCAACCGAUGACGUGCUGCUGGAGCCUUACCUGGCCAGCUGGGACGAGCUGAUCAAGUUCAUGGAUUCAUUGGGCCCAUUAGUGGGUUUCAUCUCUCAAGAAAUUGAGGCCAAAACCUCCAUCAUCCGUGACCUUGCCCAAAAAGAGGCAACAGCAGAAGAACAAGUUUCAGGCACCUCCAUAUUAAAGGAUGAACCAACUCAUCCCUCAGCUGGGGUGAUGGGCAGGGCUUAUACAUCUGUACGCUCCAUGAUCAAAGCAGAGCUGGCCCAGGGUCUCGUGGACUUUACCCAGCCUCAGGCCUCAGGCUGCAGGACUUUGCUGCGGUUGCAUCGUGCCCUGCUCUGGCUGCAGCUCUUCUUGCACAGCCUUGCGGAGGAUGGACGAGCCCAGAGCCCUUCUGAACUCUGCCGGGACGCCUACCGUGUAACCCUGGCCCAGCACCACACGUGGUGGGUGAGGAAAGCAGCAGAGCUGGCCUUCGUGGCAAUGCCUGACAGAGCCUUUUUCUACAGGCUGGUGUGUGUGGACACACAGGAGGAGGCCGCAGUUGUCCUCAACCAUGUGGUCAGGGCCAUACAGAAGGUGUACAACCAAACUCAAAUGGCACUGGAGGAGCAUGGCAUGCUGGAGUUACCAUAACCUGAAGUGUGCAGGUGAUAUGGACAUGCUCUUAAUGCCAUCAGGAAAUAGAGCAUGCAAGUGGCACUGCAAACACAUUCAUCAUGCUAACGAUACCAUUCAGCAUGCUGAUUACACCGAGAACAUACCAGACCAUACCAUGCCAGUAUUACCAUUAGAAAACAGCAUGGUGGUGAUACCAUAAGGAAACACACCAUGCUGGCAACACCAGAAGGACACAUAGCAUGCUAGUCGUACCAUAAGAGCAUAUACCAUAGUGAUAAGGGACGGAAGCACACUAAUGACACCAGAAUAAUGACACCAUAUGUUAGGCUGGUGAUACCAUCAGAAAAUACAGCAUGAAAGUAAGGCAUGCUACCUACGCACAACAUUUUAGUGAAACUACAAUGAAUCAGCAUGUUAAUAGCACUAAAAGGACAAAAGCCAUGCUGGCAGCGGUGAUGAUAUCCUAACCUACACACAAGCUAGUUAGUUAGUUAAGCCAGGCUGGUUUCAGAAACGCUAACUUGUCAAUGGUUCAGGAACCUGACAAAAAGCCCACCAACUUUGCAUGAGGUUGGUCAGGAAACUCUCCUUUUCAGCCCUAAUAAACCAUCUUCUGACUGUC
Pygocentrus nattereri (red-bellied piranha) is the source of this 1597-nucleotide messenger RNA. It is a transcript of the gene gltpd2b, whose product is annotated as glycolipid transfer protein domain containing 2. Gene Ontology annotation, biological process: ceramide transport; intermembrane lipid transfer. Lineage: Eukaryota; Metazoa; Chordata; Actinopteri; Characiformes; Serrasalmidae. The record is from RefSeq and is a predicted model, not a curated record. The transcript has 4 exons. The coding region runs from base 106 to 990 and encodes 294 amino acids. Gene Ontology annotation, molecular function: ceramide 1-phosphate transfer activity; ceramide 1-phosphate binding. Gene Ontology annotation, cellular component: cytosol; cytoplasm; membrane.